UUUCAGAAUGUGGUCACCGUGGCUAAUCGUGAUCUACACAUUGAUGUGCCUUGUUGUCAUUUUCUUCCUUCUCUCCAUUGUCUACUUUAUCAAUGCAGAUCGGAAGCGACGGAAGUUGAUUGAAGAUUCAAUCGUCAAUCAUCAGAAGGCUACGGAGGUUUGAGGAUGUGCUGCGGUCAACCAAAAGGAGGAGAAAAUUAAAAAUGAUCUGUGAUUCACGAGUAUAUACGGUUGUUUUGUCUUAUAUUAGUCUUAUAUAUAACGAUCGAAUAAACAACAACAACUUCAAUAAAAAUGUUUUAACAAUGUUUAACAAUG
This is a messenger RNA of Caenorhabditis elegans, 318 nucleotides long. RefSeq names its product Plectrovirus-related protein (gene Y50D4A.10). The transcript has 2 exons. NCBI's taxonomy places the organism in Eukaryota, Metazoa, Nematoda, Chromadorea, Rhabditida, Rhabditidae. The coding region runs from base 8 to 163 and encodes 51 amino acids. The record is from RefSeq and is marked reviewed.